This is a messenger RNA of Centruroides sculpturatus (bark scorpion), 1255 nucleotides long. RefSeq names its product activating signal cointegrator 1-like. The coding region runs from base 21 to 1238 and encodes 405 amino acids. The transcript has 7 exons. Lineage: Eukaryota; Metazoa; Arthropoda; Arachnida; Scorpiones; Buthidae. Gene Ontology annotation, molecular function: transcription coactivator activity; zinc ion binding. Gene Ontology annotation, biological process: positive regulation of DNA-templated transcription. Gene Ontology annotation, cellular component: nucleus. The record is from RefSeq and is a predicted model, not a curated record.
UAGGUAAUGAGACUCUUGUAAUGUAUAAGAAACCAGAAAUAGUUUCAGAGCAAUUUAAGAAGAAUAAACUAUCUAAAAGAAAGGGAAAAGAUUCUGGUCAAUUAGAGUCACAGCAAAUAAAAGAACCUAAACAAUUGGAAAUUACUCCAAAUAAAGAAUUAAAGACAUCAAGCUCUAAAAAGAAACAGAAGUUUUCAUCUAUAUAUGGUACUGAAGGAAAAGAUGUAGUUACUCUUCCAGGAAGACAUCCUUGUAUUUGUCAAGCCAGCAAACAUAAACUUAUUAAUAAUUGUAUGAGAUGUGGUCGCAUUGUUUGUGAACAAGAAGGAUCAGGUCCAUGCUUUACUUGCAAUAAUCUCGUAUGCAGUAAAGAAGAGCAAGAAAUUAUUAUUAAAGGUUCAAAACAAAGUGAGAAAUUAUAUACUCAAUUAAUAAGAAAAGGAAAUGGGAACUUGCAGCAAGCACAAAAUAUUCAAGAUUAUUCAGGACUUGAAAAGGCUAUAGAACACAAAAAUAAAUUAUUGGAAUAUGAUAGAACAGUAGAAAAACGAACAUUAGUAAUUGAUGAUGAAUCAGAUUAUUAUUGUUUGGAUUCAAAUACUUGGUUAUCACCUGUUGAGAGAAAAGAACUUAAAAAAAAAGAAGAAGAAAUAUUUGCCAAGAAACAUAAAUCACGUAAUGAAAUGAAGAUUACAUUAGACUUUGCAGGAAGAAAAGUUUAUGAAACUGAUGACAAUGAUUUAGAUAAUGAAUUGAAAGAUUUUAAAUUAUCGAAAGGACCAAAUAAUCAAGAAAGGACUUAUGUGAAUCCAACAAUUUCUGUGAUUCCAAAGUAUGAAAACAGUGAAGAUGAUCAAUAUCCUAAAAAAGAACUUACACUUUGGGAUGAAAACUUAUGGUUACGUAAAAUGAGAAUACAAGAUACUGAACUCCAAAAAAUGUCAGAUGAAGGAAUGUGUCUUAGUGUUCAGCAACCUUGGGCUUCAUUUCUAAUUUCAGGAAUAAAACAACAUGAAGGACGAACGUGGUAUACUUCACAUAGAGGAAGAUUAUGGAUUCAUGCAGGUGCAAAAGUACCAACACAGCAAGAAAUAUUACAGUUAGAAAAUUCAACAAGAAUUAUUAAAGGAGCUAGUUAUAUUAAAUUUCCCGAACAAUAUCCAACUGGAUGUUUGUUAGGAUGUGUGGAUGUAAUUGAUUGUUUACCUCAAGAAGAAUAUCAGUUACAGGUAAAAUAAAAUUCAUGUAUACUAAA